This is a messenger RNA of Exophiala viscosa, 914 nucleotides long. RefSeq names its product PLAC8 family-domain-containing protein. The record is from RefSeq and is a predicted model, not a curated record. Bases 271 to 801 code for a protein of 176 amino acids. NCBI's taxonomy places the organism in Eukaryota, Fungi, Ascomycota, Eurotiomycetes, Chaetothyriales, Herpotrichiellaceae. The transcript has 4 exons.
UCAGCUGAGGCCAGCAUCGAACAGGAAAGGAUCAAGGCCUUCAUGAUCACCAGGGCUGCCGGACGCACUGAUCCUUGGCCUACGGAAAUUAUUCGCUCGUGCACUUUUGAUAUAUGCGCAUGGAACUUGCCACGUUCCACAUGUUCGUCCAGUAUCGUUUAAAGUCCCAGUGUCCACCUGAAGGCCAUCGCUUUCCUUCGAGUCUUGCAUUCAAACAUCUCUUGCGUCGUCCAUUCUGCCUUCAUACCCUUUCAAGCACCAUUCACCACAAUGGAGCAGCAACAGUACAAACAGGAGCCCUUCGUGGCCGAAAAGCCCGCCAUGGGCUCUCCUGCUCCAGGCGGCCCAAACGGUGUUUUCAAUGGUCAGCCUCAAGCCUCAGCGUACCCUCAAGGCCACAUCGCUCCGGGAGCUCCUGGGAGAUGGACAUUUGGCCUCUUCGACUGUUGCUCGCCCGUGGACACAUGCUGCCUGGGCUGUUGGUGCCCUUGUAUAUUGUACGGCAAGACCUAUGCUAGGGAGCAUGGAGAUCCCGAUGCCAGCGGCGUGAAUACCUCGUGUAUGGCUUGGUACGCAGCCUCGUGCUUCGGCGCUGCAUGUAUUCUUCAAUUCAUGAACCGAGGCCAAAUCCGGGAGAAAUACGGCAUCGAGGGCGGCUCCUUUGGCGAUUUCUGUGCUUCGUGGUGCUGUGGCUGCUGCACACUGAUUCAGGAGGAUAAAGAGUCGAUUGUCCGGUUGACUGGAACCGAUCCCAAGACCAAGGAACGGUAUAUCUCGCCAGGGCAGAUGUCCUAUCCAUAGGUGAAUGUUGCUAGAGCGCAGUGAUGGGUGUGUGGCGUUCAAGGGCAGUCCCAAGUACAGGAGUUACAUAUUAUUCACUUCAGGCAUGUUUUUCGAUAUCGUACGUUGGGCAU